This is a messenger RNA of Beta vulgaris subsp. vulgaris (sugar beet), 1444 nucleotides long. Its product is annotated as chloroplast processing peptidase. Gene Ontology annotation, cellular component: chloroplast thylakoid membrane. The coding region runs from base 91 to 1020 and encodes 309 amino acids. NCBI's taxonomy places the organism in Eukaryota, Viridiplantae, Streptophyta, Magnoliopsida, Caryophyllales, Amaranthaceae. Gene Ontology annotation, biological process: thylakoid membrane organization. The transcript has 5 exons. Gene Ontology annotation, molecular function: serine-type endopeptidase activity. The record is from RefSeq and is a predicted model, not a curated record.
UGCUAGACUAGAGGGUGGAUUGUGGAGAGUAAAACAUCAACAAGAAUCAACCCAUUACCCAAACUCGCAGAAUAUCUCAGUUUCGAAAAGAUGACAUCUCUAUACCUUCUCCCUCCAAUCUCAUCUCUCUCAUACUCAAAUCACACCUCCACAAAUCCCCCCAAUUCCACCAAAAACCCUAAUUUUAUCUUCUUCAAUCUCCACCGAAUCUCAAAAUCCCUUCAAUCCAGCAAAACCCAUUUCAAUUCUCACCUCAAAACCCCCAAUUCUCUCUCCUCCAAUUCACUAAAACCCUUGAAAAGUCUCAUUUGCAAGAGUCUCAAAGAUGACACCAAAACAGUUGUUCCGCCGAAGAGCGGCGGCGGAGAUGGCGGUGAAGGUGGCGGAGAUGGUGAUGGAGAUGACGGAAAAAUGGAGGAUUCAUCUAAUUUGUUGCCUGAAUGGUUGAAUUUCACUUCUGAUGAUGCGAAAACUGUUUUUGCUGCAAUUGCGAUUUCUUUUGCGUUUAGGUCGUUUGUUGCUGAGCCUAGAUACAUACCUUCUUUGUCUAUGUUUCCUACAUUUGAUGUUGGGGAUCGUCUUGUAGCUGAAAAGGUGACAUACUAUUUUCGGAAGCCUUGUCCAAAUGAUAUCGUAAUUUUUAAGAGCCCGCCAGUUCUUCAAGAUAUGGGCUACACUGAUGAUGAUGUUUUCAUAAAACGAAUUGUUGCAAAGGCUGGUGAUACUGUGGAGGUGCGAGAUGGGAAAUUGAUUGUAAAUGGAGUUCUAAGGGAUGAAGCUUUCAUUUAUGAAUCUCCUUCUUACAACAUGACUCUAAUACGUGUGCCAGAGAACUCAGUUUUUGUGAUGGGUGAUAACCGCAAUAACAGCUACGACUCCCAUGUGUGGGGUCCCCUCCCAGCCAAGAAUAUUAUCGGAAGAUCACUCUUUCGGUAUUGGCCUCCUAACAGGAUUGGGAGUACAGUUUUACCACAGGGCUGUGCUGUUGAAAAGCAGGAGAGCCCUUCGCCAUCAUCAUAGAAUAUACAAAUGAAUACAUUCUUUACAAGCCAAAACUAUGAAGGGUGCCGCAAUUCCGUCUCGCUAUUGUAUCAUCCACCCUCCGUCGUCCCCAAGCAAGGCAGUAUUUUUGACAGUUUUGUAUGGGGUAGAGGUAGAAUAGGUUAUUAGCCAAUAGCCACGCGUUUGAGGCCUUGCAUAUGAACUGUCAGAUGAUGAUAGUUUCGAUCAAUGACUCUGCAAUCAAUACUUGUCAUGAAUUCUUUCGCAGAGUUUGUUAGAGCAGUUUGGCUCGGAGUAAUUGUUGUUACAUUCAUUCUUUCACUCGCUUGUGUACAAUGUUGCAGUUUUCUGUAAAAUGGUGUAGUAUUCUGAGUCAAAUAAUCAUGGCAUUUAUAGUUUCUUGCUACUACAAGUUGGUAAAACACACUUGUUGUUACCUUUA